UUGUCCCGUCUCGAGUUUAGUAUAUUAGCCAUUGGUCUGGGAUAUGAAAUUUUGUACUAGCGCAUUUAAGAUAUCCCCACGUCUUGCCGAGUUAAAGGCAUUCUUCACGUCGAGCAUUACACCCAUGCAUAGAUUCCUGAAUAGAUGGUCACUGGCCUGUUUUGCUUUUCUUUUGCUACUAUUACUAUUUGAUUGAUUGAGUCUAUGGACGACUUUCCAGGUAUAAAGCCAUAUUGCCUUUGAUAUAAUCCUCUAGUUUUAGUCACGGCAUCUUCUUCAACAGUUUUUCAAAGAGAUUCCCAGCUAUGUCCAGUACGCAUUACUGAGUGUUGGCUAAGGCGGUGUACGAGUAGCCAUUUCCAUUGCCACCUUCCACUGUUCUAGGAAAAUUCCAUGUAAUAUUUCAUGAAAUUAUUGUAUUGUCAUCGGUCAAUGGUUGGUAUGAAAAGUUUUUAAUUUAUCUGACGUUUCAAAGUGAUACGAAUUUAUGGAUUCCCUAUUAUUGACAAGAGUGCAAAAUUUUGAUUUCAUCUGAUAGUUCUUUUCAUACAUAAAAACUAAGUCAAUAUAAAGAAGAUUAUAAUGAAGACAAACUGUAAAGUAAAAACCUGCUAUUGAUAUUUGCAAUUUAUAAAACUAUAUUAGCUUGUAAAAAAAAUCAUUUGUGAUUAAAGUUUUGGAAUAACUGAUUGGUCAUAAGUGGAAAAACAAGUUUCAGUAGAAAAAGCAGUGUUGUGUUGUUAGUCCAUGUCUAGCAUUAUUCGAAGAACAUUAUAUCUCGUUUGUGCAUUUGAAAUUAUAACGAACAAAAUAAUAUUUUUCAAGUUAUUCAAUAUUGACAAUAAGAUGAUUUUUGUUAUAUUUUUAUUUUCUGUUUUAUUUAAUACUUUAACAGUAAUAUUGGGAAAUGACAGUGAAUUUGUAUCUCCUGUUUUAACAUCCAAGAAAAAUACACCGAAUUGGUUUUCGUUUGCAGGAAAAACCUAUUACGUCGACACAGUUUUUAAGGCAAAUUUUUACAAGUCGCUACAAUUCUGUAGACAACAAGGAAUGCAUCUUCUCAGUAUAAAUAGUCAACAAGAAAACGAUAGAAUUGGGAAGUUCAUUCAAGAUAGUGGUUUAAGUUACGGACAUUACUGGACAUCGGCAUCAAAUCUUGCGGGAGAUAAUGAAUGGGUUUGGUUGUCGACCGGUCAAAAUAUGAGAUACGCUAAUUGGUAUCCCGGUGAACCGAGCGGAAAAAAUUCUCAGAAUAAUUCUGAAAAUUGCGUCGAAGCUCGCCACUGGGCGCAACCCAGUGGGUUCACGUGGAAUGAUAUAGAUUGUUUAUCCGAACUAUAUUUUAUUUGUGAAUCGAUAGUAGAUUGUCCUUCUAGCGUUCCAAAACGUCGUAAGAAAUAAUUUUUCUUAUCAAAAGUUUAAAUAAAGAAAUAUAUGACAAUAGAAUCAGUUUCUUAAGGUAAUGAGAAAACGGAUAAUGAUGAAUUCCAAAGGAGGUUUUUCCCCACCAAUAGAAAGUAAAAUUUAUUAGAUUUUGAUGAAAAUAAUUUUUUUAUAAUGUCAUUACCUAUGCUAUUUUGUAAUUUAAAUCGUACUUAAUCUUGUGAAUUUUUGAAAAUAAAAAUUUUAGAAA
Diorhabda sublineata is the source of this 1633-nucleotide messenger RNA. RefSeq names its product perlucin-like. Gene Ontology annotation, biological process: biological process involved in interspecies interaction between organisms. Bases 748 to 1401 code for a protein of 217 amino acids. Gene Ontology annotation, molecular function: carbohydrate binding. The transcript is spliced from 3 exons. The record is from RefSeq and is a predicted model, not a curated record. NCBI's taxonomy places the organism in Eukaryota, Metazoa, Arthropoda, Insecta, Coleoptera, Chrysomelidae. Gene Ontology annotation, cellular component: external side of plasma membrane.